UCUGCCCCCGUUUUUGUUUUAUAUUUGUCUAUUAUGCAUAUCAUGUAAAAUGUAUAUCCAUGACCUAAUUGGAAAUUAUGAAGAUGAGCCGUAGGGAAAAUAUUGAGAUCCAACUCAAAGCUCUUGGAUGGUUUUAUGAUACCGUUUGUAACGGCUUCAUACAGGAGAAAUGGCAAACAACAGUUUAUCAUUCAUAAAAUGUGUUAGGAUAUAAAACAUUUCCUAAUAACUAUUUGACUGUGUUAUUUAAAAUCUGCAGAUCUCUCCUUGAACCCAACGAGUACGUUUACAUCACACCCUGCAACGAUGUAGCUUGAAAGUACAGCACGUGCCUGCCCCGUUCAGUGAACUCCCCCAUCAGUUUCUCACACUUUCACGUGUUUUGUUAAGUGUACUAUUUCACAAACUGCUACAUACCGUACAAGUAAUACCACCGUAAAUUAAUUAAGCUGUCACUGCACUCACGUUUAUAAAGUAUGGUAGCCUUCAAAUAACUGGUGAGUGCGAAUGUAUGUGUUCAUUACAUUGACCCCUUCACAUUAGGUCCGUGUUAUUGAUCCAGCGCGUGUACAGGAGCUCUUAUUAUUGGCUUGCGCAACAGUUAACAUCCAAAUCUGACCAGUUGAGACUGGUCCCAAACCAGCUCCUAAUAUCAUGACAGGGUGUUUAAUACCUCGUAAGCACUUCUCAUCUUUUCACACUUCCAUUGGCCCUCCUCCUACACACACAAUCAACUCCUAUAAAUUCCGAGACCCUCAGGACUGAAGGAGGCAUAGAGACACAUUUCACCCGUGGGGACUACUGGACAGGCCGGACACAGCCUCCAUCCAUACCAUCACACGUCUCCUCAUACAACACAAGUCAGGAUGCCUCCCUACGAGAAGUCAAUGGAAGUUACGCCUUUUAAACAAAGAAAGUGUCUAGCAACAAGAAAAGAUGAAGUCUGCACAAUUCGGUCUAAGUUCCCAAACAAAUUACCGGUAAUCGUGGAGAGAUACAUUAGGGAGAAAAAGCUUCCAUUACUGGACAAAACCAAAUUUCUGGUCCCAUAUGAACUCACAUUAGGACAGUUCCUCAGUCUGCUCAGAAGUAAGAUAGUGCUGGAGGCUUCUCAAGCUCUUUACCUCCUGAUCUCAGGAAAGAACAUGUCCUGUUUGUCAGCCAGCAUGGGGGAGGUUUAUUCACAGUAUAGAGAUCCAGAUGGCUUCCUUUACAUAACCUAUGGUUCCCAGGACAUGUUUGGAUGAAAAUAACCGCACAUCACAAACCUCCAGACUGGUGCAUCUCUGAGAUCGCAACUCGGUAUUGCUGCUAAAUGAACUUUGUACACAAAGACUGCAAAACCACACAGGUUACUGGCAGAGAAGACCUCAUUUUCAAGUGUCACAGAUUCCUUUAAGGCUAACUUCAAAGUAACCAAGAGGUUACAUUGGGCCUUGUAAAAUGAAGAAGAGUGGGGAGACAUGCUAUACUUCAGAAAGACACAUUAAGCUGCUUAUACUGUCAUGAAGCUGUCAUGAGGACACAAAAGAGACAACCUUUUUGUGAGACAGGUUUGUUGGAGGGUAGUUUCCCCUCCUUGCUCUUGUACAACAGUGAAAUCUUUUUGAGCUUCAAAUGUGGACUGAAAAAGAAUCCAAGUCAUUAAUGUAUUUGGCUUUUUUAUACAUUCCGAUUACUUUCCUUUAUAAAGUUUGGGUUGAUUUAGUAUAUUAUGUUGACAGCGGCUUGUUCUAUUUUAUGGUGCACUAUAUUGAAUUUAAGCAAACAAAGCAUUUUCUUGUUAAGAGAUCACUGUGUGCUCUUUAAUAUCACGCCUCUUUUAAAGAUGUAUGUAACGGUCUCACACAUGGUUGUUAUUUAACUACCAUCUCUAAUAGAAUUGCUCAAGUUAGUGUGCCAGUAAGCAGUCGCACAGAGUUGGCAAAAUAGGUGUGGUCAAAUGCAUGUUAAUGCAAAGAAUAAAAAAUUAAGUUUUUUUUCUUCA
Molecule: messenger RNA, 1987 nt
Organism: Misgurnus anguillicaudatus (oriental weatherfish)
Lineage: Eukaryota; Metazoa; Chordata; Actinopteri; Cypriniformes; Cobitidae
Gene: map1lc3cl
Product: microtubule-associated protein 1 light chain 3 gamma, like
Source: RefSeq, a predicted model, not a curated record